GUCUGCAGGAGGCGGCAGAGCCGGCGUGUGGGUCCCCAGCACCUCGGCAGAUGUUGGGCUGCGCUCCCCAGAGUGGGAUUUGGUGCAGUGACAGCAAAGGCAGUGAGCGCAGCGCGUCCUCCCGCUCGGCUCCCGGCUCUGGGCCUGGGCCUGAUCUUGGGCUGCGAGAAAGCUGCAGAGGGGCUGUUCCUAAAGGCCUGUGGGGCCGGGACGAGGGGGAACGGGCACAGACUGGAGAGGGGCAGAUUGAGGCUGAUAGAAGGAAGAAUUUCUUCCCCGUGAGGGUGCUGAGGCCCUGGCCCAGGUUGCCCAGGGAAGGUGUGGCUGCCCCAUCCCUGGAGGGGUUCCAGGCCAGGUUGGAUGGGCCUUGGGCAGCCUGAGCCAGUGGGAGGUGUCCCUGCCCAUGGCAGAGGGUUGGAACGAGAUGAUCUUUAAUGUCCCUUCCAACCCAAACUAUUCUAUGACUCUACGGAUACCUCAGCUCUGGGGGCUCCGUCUGUCAGGUUGUGCUCGGCUCCAGUGUAGGGUUGGUUCACAGCCGUGAGCCAUCACAAGGCAUGGAAACGUCCCCCUUUCUGCUCAGGUGCAGGUGAAGCAGCUGAGACUGGGGGGGAGCAAAAGCAGCUGCGAGUCCCAGUGCUCCCAGGCCCAUGGGAACAGCGCUGAGCCAGUGGGGCUUCCAAAAUUCCCACUUAUUUCUUUGGCUUCCUGGUUAGAACGGGUUUUUAGAUACGUCUGGAGGUUGGAGGAGCACCAAGAGGUGCCCACCCUGAUGCUCUCCAAGUGCCUCUGGGAUGCAGAAGGAGCAGCUUUCCCAGUAGGACUCCUGUGGCCCAGCUGGUGGAACAGGACCUUUCUGGCGAGCGCCUGCUGCCACCGGCUGGUAAUCGCUCUCCACUGCCUUUGUACAGACCUGCCCAGUUUGUGUUCCCGCUCACACCAUCGUUUAUGCAGCAGCUGUUUUGUUCCCAUUCACAGCCUUUUUUCAGCCCAGUUUCCAGAGUGAACCACACAGGAUUCGUACCUGAGAGCAAAGGGAGAGGCAGAACAUGGAGAGAAGGACCUCUCUAAUAGGAAUUAAGACUUUGCAUCUUUUUCUACUGAAAUAUUUUUAACCUGUUUCUGCCUUUCCAUGUCCUUUUUCCAUUGGUGCUUUCCGGGGUUGUUCCAGCCCUGGCACCAUCUUCUCUACCGGCACAGUGGUUGCGGGCUGAGCUCUUUGUAGACUUCAACGCUUUCCAUUAUGAGCUGCCCCUUCCUCGCCAGCCACCUGACGCUGGCCAUCCCCAUCAUUGCAGCCCUCCUCUUCUUCGUCAUCAGCUGCCUGCUCCAGACCAGCUUCAGAGACCCCGGGAUCUUGCUCCGGGACCUGGAAAAGUGGAUCGGCAGCAUGGGGACCUCUACUUACCGCCCGCCAGCCCGCACGAUGGAAGUGGUCAUCAACAAGUAUGUGGUGAAACUGAAGUACUGCUACACGUGCAAAAUGUUCCGUUCUCUGCGCCCCUCACACUGCAGCGUCUGCGACAACUGUGUGGCCUUCAAGCGCCACAGAUCAGAUGGGGAGGAUGAAGCCUCAGCCGUAUGGAGGAACCAAUGCCCCCCCACAAGAGCAGGGAGCUCAGGCGGGGCCACAGCAAGGACACGGCUCUCCAGGACAGCCCGACGGGUCACAGACUGCUCAGCAGCAGCAGUCUGCCUCCUCCCAGCAGCGCUUCCUCUCUCCUCAGGAUCUAAUUUGGUUACGGAGAAUACUGAGAAAGAAGAUGGUGAACUCCGCAUUGAGGCAGGCAGAAGGGACGUCUGGCGUCUUGAUCAGGAGAAGACGGGUUCUUGUUCUUCCAAGCCGGGCUGGCAUGAGAAUGCGGGCAUCAGAGGACCCUCCCCAUCCCCAGUCGGGUCUCCUGCCAGCGCUGCUCAGUCCCGUUCGGGUCUGCUUUCACCUGCUGCAGUACCAGGAGGCUCUCCUGGGCAGCCAAACUGCAGCGCCAACUGUCACCGUCCGGGAACAAGAGGAAGCAUGAACCCAACGAGAGUGGAAGAAGCGGCCGACGCUGCCAUGCACACAGCUGCCAAGUCCGUCCAGAGCAGGAGGGUCUCCUGGGCAGCCAAACAGCAAUGAGAUGUCCAAUGCCAACUAUCCGAGUCCGGGAACAGGAGGAAGCCUGAGCCGAAGGAGAGCACAAGAAGCGGCUGCCACUACCAUGCACGCAGCUGCCAACUCCAUCCAGACCAGGCCUGCUGGUUAUCCCAACAUGAACCAAGGAGGAAUGAUGGGCACUGGAGCUCCUUCUGGCCAGGGAAUUAACAGUCUGGCCCGCAUGAUGAACCCCCAGGGCCCGCCCUGUGCGAUGGGUGGGAAGGUGUCUAACAACUCCGCGGGGAUGGCGGCAAGCCCUGAAAUGAUAGGCCUUGGGGAGCAUCGAAUUACCAUCUACAUCUAAAAUGGACAAUGAGGCAGAUGGGACACCAAAAGCAGAAUCCAAGUCAAAGAAUUACAAGCGGCCGAUGAAUGGUGACUUCGGCCCACCCGCCAAGCGGCAGGAAGGAGAUGUGCAACGUCCCAUAUAGCGCCGGGCAGGAGCAGACGCUGCAGCAGCUGCCUCCAGCGCAGAGCCAGCAGCUGAGCCGGCAGCCAACGGCGCAGCCAUCUCCACAGCAGGACCUGUAUAACCCGUA
This is a messenger RNA of Cuculus canorus (common cuckoo), 2676 nucleotides long. RefSeq names its product AT-rich interactive domain-containing protein 1A-like. The transcript has 11 exons. Lineage: Eukaryota; Metazoa; Chordata; Aves; Cuculiformes; Cuculidae. Gene Ontology annotation, cellular component: Golgi apparatus; endoplasmic reticulum. The coding region runs from base 1244 to 2119 and encodes 291 amino acids. The record is from RefSeq and is a predicted model, not a curated record. Gene Ontology annotation, biological process: protein targeting to membrane; peptidyl-L-cysteine S-palmitoylation. Gene Ontology annotation, molecular function: protein-cysteine S-palmitoyltransferase activity.